Messenger RNA from Amphimedon queenslandica, 1311 nucleotides. RefSeq lists its product as uncharacterized. Gene Ontology annotation, molecular function: protein binding. Gene Ontology annotation, biological process: signal transduction. Lineage: Eukaryota; Metazoa; Porifera; Demospongiae; Haplosclerida; Niphatidae. The transcript has 7 exons. Bases 67 to 1311 code for a protein of 414 amino acids. The record is from RefSeq and is a predicted model, not a curated record.
CAAAACCAGCCCCUCCCUUGUCAUUCCUUUGCAAAGUUUGCAUCCGGUUAGCUUGUUCUUUGAUCAAUGGCAACUAAAACCAGUUCUUGUUCCUCUUCUCUGAGUCUCUUCUCUUCUCCUUUGACUAUUGAUCAACUUAUUGAUGUACUUAAUCUGUUGAAGAGAUGUGGUUUCCCUCAGAGGAGAUGGAAGGAACUAGGACUGACACUAGGACUACUCAUGGACUCACUGGAAGCUAUUGCAGAAAACUACUCAAAAGUAGAAGAUCGUUUUAUUGACUGCAUUGCCAGAUGGUUGCGUAGAGCUGAUAAUGUUGACAGUAAAGGAGGAGCUACCUUUGACUCACUGUCAGAUGCUCUUAAAUCUAUGAAUGAGAAUGCUGGAGCUGACAAGUUAGAUCAAGAGAAACGUAAAGCUAAGGCUAUUGGUAUAUUCAACACUCAUCAUCCACUCCUCUCUCAGUCUCUCUCUGAUCCUGUCACUGUAGCUAUUAUGCUUCAAAGAGAGGGUGUCAUAACAGGACAAGUAUUGGCUAGUGUGGAAUCAGCUAGUCCCUCUGUUCCUAAUCAACGUGAAGUCCUGUUAGCUGCCAUUAUAGUAGCUAUUGAAAGUAAGUAUAGUUUACUACAAACAUUUGCUAGUGUGUUGUGCAAGUUCACUGGUAAUGUAAGACUAGGAACAGUUAUACAAAGUGCCUACGAUAAAACAUUUAAUGGCAAUAGACAGUUGAUACCAUCAGAUGAAGCUCAAGAAUCUUCUGAAUCUUCUUGUUCUGAUUCCAAUAAAUCAACACCUACCAAUGUUGCUCCUUUUUACAUUCCACAAUAUAAAAGUAGAGAUUUCGAUGUGCUUUAUGGAAAAUUUGCUAAAAUGUUUUCUAACGUUCGCAAAGUUAUUUCUAAAUGCCCACCUUCUUUGGAAGAUCUUAAGACCUUCAUUGAAGAUUUCAACUCUGAUCUUGAAGGAGAGUUGAGUAUGAUUAGUAAUCUUCAAGGUGUCAUGCGUCUAAUUAGGAAGAAUUGUAGUCUCACUAAUAUUGUGAUCCUUGAAGCUGUUGUUGAGCACUUUGAGAUUGAUGAUGCUCAGAAAUACAUUGAUGAUUACAAGAGGGAAAUUGAUGAGUCAUGUCGUAGUCUAUCAGUUGAUCUGUGCUUGAAUGAGCCAUUUGAUGUAGUUCAGGCCAGUCCUCCUCUUAAAUGUGAAACAGCUACUUACCUGUACGAGAGACCAGAGGAGGUGGGGGAGGGGCAGGAUGACGAGCGGAAUAACGUACCUCAAGAUACUUUGAGUCUCUGGGAAUGUGUCGGGUAA